AUGCUAGUAAAGAAGAACUACCUACCGGUGAAGAAGAACCACCUACCAGGUGAAGAGCGUGCUACACUAAGUGUUCACCAACCCGAUGAAGAAGCACAAGUGACCCCUUCUCUCAUCUCGGUACUCGAAGUAUCUCCUUCAACCGAGAAUAUUCUCGAGACAAAAUCGUGGCAAACCACCCAAGAGAUACUCUCCGAUGAGGAAGAAAGAAGGACUAGAUAUCCAAUUGCAAAUUACGUGUCCACUCGGGGACUAUAG
Molecule: messenger RNA, 258 nt
Organism: Dovyalis caffra
Lineage: Eukaryota; Viridiplantae; Streptophyta; Magnoliopsida; Malpighiales; Salicaceae
Source: the annotation of a GenBank genome assembly